AGAACAAUCCGAUUUCUUGUACUGACAAGAAUAGAGACCAAAAAAAGAAAAGUAACAUUAUUAGUGUUUAGCCUGUUAGGGUAGAGACGGUAAUACCGUAAUAUAUUUAAAACCAAGCCCCUAAAUCUCAAACUUAUGAAGACCUAAUAAAAUCCCCAAUUUCAAACACAAGUCCACCACCUUCAUCACUCAUCUUUCUCACCCACCGGAAGCAGUUUUUUCUCCGGCUGAAAAUUUGGGAGGAGAAUCGAAGAAUAAGAAAUGUUCGGAGUAGUUUUCCCGAACCGGAGCUUCCCAAUGGACAUCUCUUCCUUCACUCAAAUCGACACCACACAUUGGCUCCUCGAUAUGAACACCUUCGUCGGCGAGGCGUACGAUUCAAUCCGGGAAGUGUGCAUCUUCCUUCUCAACAACUUCACGCUCCCGCCGGACAAGGCCCUGGCCGUUUACAUCCAAUCGCCGGGAUCGCCGUUCCUCUUCUGCGGCGCCGUCACGCUAAGCCGCCCCUCCGCCGUGCUCUCCCUGCCGUGGCCGGAGCCCGGCGGCGAGCUCCAGCUCACCGCCGACGCCACUCCGCUGUCCGCGAAGAUCGGCGUGUCCGUUGAGGAGCUGGCGACGCUGCCGUCCCUGGACGUGGCCGCGGAGAAGAAGAUCGAGAGGCUAGCGAUGAAAGUGGGGGAGAAUUUGUUCAAUUUCAUGCAGUCGUUUUGCGGAGUGGACGGGAGCAAGCUGAUUGUGCCCAUGGACAUUUUAGACCGCUGGUUCAAGAAAUUCCAGGAACGGGCCAAACGUGACCCGGAAUAUCUCAAAGGUUUUGCUCUCUAGUUUCAUUCAAUUUUCAAUUUUCAAUUUUGUGUGCGUAUAUCAUAUGUUCAGAUUCAGAUCCCUUCCUUCCCAAUGAAAUCUAUGUGUUGUGAUUUCUGCAAAUUCGCUCUAAAGAAUUGAAAUUAGGGUUCUUCUUCUUCGACCUUCAGGGUAUGCGCUUUGUAAAUUAAACUAACUCUUUUUUAUUUUUAUUUUUUCCCUUUAUUAAUUUCUUCUUGCUCGAA
Messenger RNA from Ipomoea nil (Japanese morning glory), 1049 nucleotides. Its product is annotated as protein OPI10 homolog. Gene Ontology annotation, cellular component: cytosol; nucleus. Gene Ontology annotation, biological process: protein import into nucleus. Lineage: Eukaryota; Viridiplantae; Streptophyta; Magnoliopsida; Solanales; Convolvulaceae. The transcript has a single exon. Bases 262 to 825 code for a protein of 187 amino acids. Gene Ontology annotation, molecular function: nuclear import signal receptor activity. The record is from RefSeq and is a predicted model, not a curated record.